Molecule: messenger RNA, 3567 nt
Organism: Myxocyprinus asiaticus (Chinese sucker)
Lineage: Eukaryota; Metazoa; Chordata; Actinopteri; Cypriniformes; Catostomidae
Product: phosphoglucomutase-like protein 5
Exons: 11
Coding region: 538-2238 (566 amino acids)
Biological process (GO): carbohydrate metabolic process; striated muscle tissue development; myofibril assembly
Cellular component (GO): cytosol; cell-substrate junction; sarcolemma
Molecular function (GO): phosphoglucomutase activity
Source: RefSeq, a predicted model, not a curated record
GCCACUGACAGUAGAGGCGUCCGGUUACUCCGCUCACUGGCGCUACACGCUCCCCCACAUCAUGGGCUAUUUUUGGCCAGAGCGUUAGCUGAUUAUUUAAAGUUUUGUUCCCUCCCUGUCUAUUUGGCAAGCAAUUGUGUGGAUGACAGCUCGGGAAAAGGGAGUUGGUGAGCAUAACACUCAUCUUGAAUUUGUCUUUAUCAUACUUCUAGUUUUUAUAUUUUGUGUUUGUAUAACACAGCCUGUCCCGGUGGGAUGAGAAGACAGCUGUCGCACACUAGUUUUCCAAAGAAGCGUCACUGGACGCGUCUCAAAUAAUACACUCUUUGACAGAAGCGCACUGCGCCGUGGCGCACCCUUGUCGCUGCUGCCUCUGUUCCUCUGUUAAAAGUUUGAGACUCCAACGCUGAGUUGCUUUUGAAGAUAUUUUGAACACAUUGUAUAGCAUCUCAUUCUUUGUUCCGACAAGUGGUGAUAUUUGAAUUAUUUACAUUUUUUAAGAAUAACAAGGCGCGUCCCGGAGCGUUCAAGAAGACAAUGGAGACUAACCCUAUACCCAUUUUGACCAUCCAAACGUCCCCUUUCGAUGACCAGAGACCAGGGACAAACGGCCUGAGAAAGAAGACAGCUGUUUUUGAAAGUAAAAAGAACUAUCUUCAAAAUUACAUCCAAAGUGUCUUGUCCUCCAUCGACUUGAGGGACCGUCAGGGAUGCACGAUGGUAGUGGGCAGCGAUGGAAGAUACUUCAGCCGGCCAGCAACAGAAGUUAUCGUACAAAUGGCAGCUGCCAAUGGGAUAGGACGUCUGGUCAUAGGACACAAUGGGAUCCUGUCCACACCAGCUGUGUCGUGCAUCAUCAGGAAGAUAAAAGCCAUAGGUGGGAUAAUCCUGACUGCAAGCCACAGUCCAGGAGGCCCAGGAGGAGACUUUGGGAUCAAAUUCAAUGUCGCUAAUGGAGGCCCGUCUCCAGACACAGUGAUGGAGAGGAUCCAUCAGGUGAGUCGCACACUAGAGGAAUACGCUAUUUGCCCUGACCUUCACAUCGACCUGUCCCGCCUUGGCCGCCAUGACUUUGAUUUGGAGAACAAGUUCAAGCCCUUCAGAGUUGAGAUUGUAGAUUCUGUUGAGAUCUAUCUGAACAUGCUGCGGGGGAUUUUUGACUUUGGUGCCAUUAAGAGCUUACUGACAGGACAACAGUUGAAGAUCAGAGUAGAUGCCAUGAAUGGAGUUAUGGGACCCUAUGUUAGAAGAAUCCUGUGUGAUGAGCUCGGGGCCCCAGCAAACUCUGCUGUUAACUGUGUCCCACUGGAGGACUUUGGAGGCCAACACCCCAAUCCUAACCCUGCGUUCGCCGCACCACUGGUGGAUUCUAUGAAGGGGGGAGAGUUUGGAUUUGGGGCUGCUUUUGAUGCAGACGGGGAUCGUUAUAUGAUUAUGGGUCAGAAUGGAUUCUUUGUGAGUCCGUCAGAUUCACUGGCAGUGAUGGCUGCAAACCUCUCCAGCAUUCCUUACUUUGGUCAAAGGGGAAUCCGAGGCUUUGCCCGCAGUAUGCCAACCAGCACAGCCAUUGACAGGGUUGCUAAGGCUAUGAAAGUAGCUCUUUACGAAACUCCCACCGGCUGGAGAUUCUUUGGCAACCUGAUGGACUCCGGGAGGUGUUCAUUCUGUGGAGAGGAGAGCUUUGGAACAGGCUCGGACCACAUUCGGGAUAAAGAUGGCCUGUGGUCAGUUCUGGUAUGGUUGUCCAUCAUGGCUGUGCGUAAGCAGGGGGUGGAGGAAAUAGUAAGAGAUCACUGGGCCAAAAUGGGACGCAACUACUUUUGCAGGUUUGAUUAUGAAGGUGUGGAUGGCAGGGCAGCAUAUUACCUCAUGCGAGAUUUGGAGGCUGUGAUCACUGAUAAAGCCUUCACGAGUCAGAAGUUUGCAGUGGGCAGUAGUGUCUACAGUGUGGAGAAAGCCGAUAAUUUUGAAUACAUCGACCCAGUGGAUGGCAGUGUUUCCAGGAAACAGGGCCUGAGAAUCAUUUUUACUGACUCUUCCCGGAUCAUCUUCCGGCUCAGUGGUUCUGGUGCUGGAGCCGGGGCCACCGUCCGCAUCUAUGCCGAGAGCUACGAGAGAGAUCCCGAGAGACAUAGCAGAGAACCACAGGUUGUGCUGGGUCCACUGAUUGCCAUUGCUCUAAAGAUCUCGAACAUCCAUGAACGAACUGGACGCAAAGGCCCCAAUGUCAUCACCUAAGACCAAUCCAGCACUGCACACCAGGGGCCAAAAUCAUGAGACUUCGUCUCCACGCUUUCCUGUUACUGCAACACCGCCAAAAAAUUGCCAGCUGUUUGUUUUGCUGCUGUUUUACCAAUAGAUUUCCCUUAUACUCCUCUCAGUCCUUCUCUAUUUUCCCCAUUUUCGUUAUUUUGUCUGUACAAGGGCCCUCAUUAAGUUAUCACUUAUUUUGCACAUUUAUGCACUCGUGUAAACCACUAUAAAAAAUCGAAUGGGAGCAAAAUUGUUUUUUCUAUGCUCACACAAAAGGUCCUGUUUAGCAAGGAGGUUAGUAGCAGAGCAUGUGUUGAUCAACUAUUGUUUUCAAUAUGCUGAUUUGUAUCAGCUGUGGUUUAAAUUCAAAAUAUUGUGAAUUUGGUGUAACUGUGUGCUUUUGUUUACAGUGUAGCUAAGCUGUUACAAAGAAAUGUAUGAGGGAGCAAUGCUGUUCAGUAUUUACUUUUGUGGAUUUCACUUUAGAAACACAAAUAAUAAUCCAUGUGAUGUGACUGCUAGAGUUUAUAGACAGCAGUGAACCACAACACAAAAUAAUAAUUAUGAACAUGGUCUUGGUUUUGUUGCUUUUAAUCUGUUAACACUGGGUUUUAUUUGCAGUCUUCUGACCACUUUCUGAAAUGUGAAGUCCUGAACCAUUCUCCAAAUGAAUUUGUGAUGUCAUUCAAAAUGAGUACAUAAAAUGUUUUCACUUUUGGGUCCUAUCUGGCAUGUAGCCAAGUAUUACUUGAGUGAUUCUUUUAAGUAAACUUGAACAUACCAAUUUAGGAUAACAUAAAGACUAAGAUUCCCAAUUAAACUCAUUUAACUCUAAUGAUAUGAUUCUUUGAUACAGUGUUUGGUAUAAUUUUACAAUCCUGCAUGAAUCAAUUGUUUGCGUAUAAGUUGGAUUAUGUGCAUUCCAUUGUGAUGAGAGAUCUGUUUUGACUGUUUAGUUUAAAGUACAUUAUUAUUAUUAUAAUAAAUAUAUGACACUUGUGUCUACUGUAUUGCAUAAAUACAUUAAGUAUUUAUUGUAAGUGUUUAAUGUAUUACAAGUGUUUGGUUGCAUUUAACAAUUAACAAAGUUUUUUUUUUUUUUUUUUUUAAUUUUGCAGAUCCUUAAAAUACGAGGUUUGCCUUCUAAAACUGUUUUGAUCUGCACAAUCACCCUGUACUGAUUCUAAGGACUCAAAGGUGAAAAAACUACUACUUAGAUAAAAAGAAAGUAAAAAAAAAAACUUCUUCUUUUUUGCCUCAGCUGUAAUUAAUUUUGUAUCCUAAAUCUUGCAUAAAUAAACUUUAUAAUUUGUG